Molecule: messenger RNA, 981 nt
Organism: Punica granatum (pomegranate)
Lineage: Eukaryota; Viridiplantae; Streptophyta; Magnoliopsida; Myrtales; Lythraceae
Source: RefSeq, a predicted model, not a curated record
AUGUGCAAAUUAAAAGACAAAGGAGGUGAUCUCCGGCGCUACCAAGACCUGUACAAGGCAGCUCUAGCAGGAGACUGGGAGACCGCCGAGAGGACUUUCGAGAGUGACCCCGAAGCAAAAACGGCCAUAGUUUCUACACGACAAGAAACCGCGUUGCAUGUGGCAACUUCAAUGGGACAGACACGAUUCUUAGAGAAGCUAGUACAGCUGCUGUCCCCGAAAGAUCUGGAAAUGACAGAUUGCGAUGGCCAGACGGCCCUCCACAUUGCUGCAAUAUAUGGGAGUUUGGACGCGGUAAAGACUCCGCUCAAGAAAAACAAGAUGUUGACCCAAAUGGUUGGCGCUCCUAAUGGAGUUACGGCCCUCUUCUCCGCAGCCUAUUACGACAGCAAAGAUGUGAUGUGGCACCUUACCUUGAAUACUACUGCUGAUCCUCCUCCUCGUCCCUUCACGGGCCCUAAGGCUGGAGGCCUCAUUCGGGGGCUGGUGUGGUCAGGUUCCUACGAUGUUUGCCUUCACCUAUUGGAGAGAUAUCCAAACUUAGCUACCGCAACAAUUGAAUCACAACAGGGAAUGCUGUCAGCUUUGACGGACAAGCCUUCUGAUUUCGAAAGUGGAUGCAAGCUUCACUUCUGGCAGAGAUGCAUAUACCACCUUCUUCCGGAGGAAGUGGUCCUCGACGGCCAUAUGCCAACUCGACUACUCAAAAAUGAUGUGGAAGACCCUGAUCCGGCAGUGAACGCCCAAACAUCACCGACUUCAGCUGUAACACAUUGGACUCGAGCAUUUGGGGCGAUCAAGUGCAUCAAAGAUGAAAAGUACAAACACAAAUGCACCCGCAGGCUUGUGGAAAUAGCAUGCCAAGAGAUUUCACGCAGUAUGACUCCGCCUGAGAUACUUCAGUUCCUUGCAAGUGAUAAUGUUCCACGAGUAGCAGCGCGUAAAGGCAUAAUUGAAAUAGUAACCAUUUGCCUUCAGUAA